Molecule: messenger RNA, 1029 nt
Organism: Lodderomyces elongisporus
Lineage: Eukaryota; Fungi; Ascomycota; Pichiomycetes; Serinales; Debaryomycetaceae
Gene: TAD3
Exons: 1
Coding region: 1-1029 (342 amino acids)
Cellular component (GO): nucleus; cytoplasm
Molecular function (GO): tRNA-specific adenosine-34 deaminase activity
Source: RefSeq, a predicted model, not a curated record
AUGACAACGAAAACCAAUAGGACAAGUAGCAUUAGCAAUACAAAAAACUUGGAUAAAAGUCACGUUGAUAUCCAAAAUGGUAUUUUGUACAAUGUUCUCAAGCAAAUACGCCAUUUGGGCAACAAUACGGACCCUGAACAACCAAACCUUAUACCCGUAUGGGCAUGCACUGUUGAUCCGCGACAAACAAAGAAUUUACUAACGGUAUUUAAAACUCAUUAUAACGAUGAGCUGAAUGAAUCACUAAAGCAUGUGAAACGAAUGACAAAGAUUAAUGAACUGGAUAUUCAAGCUAUAAUAUGUCCCUUUUCAUCAUUGGACGAAAAAGAAGUAAUCAUUGAAAAGUUUAGCGAUGCAGUUGAGGUGAAAUCCUUUGACAUCAUUAAUAUCCCGCAAAGAGGAGCAAUGACAAAGGAGAAAAGUCUACAGUGGUCCAAAAUAUGGCCAAUGGUAUGGCGAGGCAACCCAAAUCACCAGUUUUUGAAAACAACCACAUUUGACAUUGAGCAAGAACAAUUGAUGAUUACAAAAUUGCUUGAUACAUUGUCCACCAUAAAGCUGAGUCGAGAUGCACUGGUUACUAUCAUGGCAAGAGAUAUAGGCAAUAACAAACUCGAAAUUCAAACAAUUGCAAUCAAUGAUGGCGAUCUGCGACCCACAAAGCAUAGUGUUAUGCAGGCUAUUGAUCAAAUAGCCAAAGAAGAACUUGGUAAACGAGAAAAAGAUGAGGAGGAUUUUAAUGGUGACGAGAAGAGGAUAGAACGAGAAAGGGGCUAUUUGUGCACCAAUAUGAUUGUAUACACCACUCACGAGCCAUGUGUGAUGUGCAGCAUGGCUCUAGUUCAUUCAAGAAUCGUACGAUGCACCUAUUUAAAACCCGUGGCAAAUGGUGGCGGAAUGGAAAGUAGCUACUAUUUGGGUGAUCGCGAUGGUUUAAAUUGGAAGUUCAAUAUUUGGAGAUGGCUUGGUGAACAAGAGUUGCAAAAACUUCAGUUGUUAACUGGAGAGAGUAAAAGAACAGAGUAUUGA